AUGGCACCUCUGGAGGUGCGGCUGCAUGUGAGGGAGCUGACUUGCACAAGCAGAGCAGUGUUGGCUGCACCAGACAGAAUUCCGGAGCAGGCUACAGAAAGUGAGCCUGGACCAGCUGCUGCAACUCCCACAGACAGAGAUGGCCCAGACUGGCCAAGCCUCCAGCACAGCCCCUCCCAAAACGCCUCCCUGUCCCACACCCAUUCUUGUACAUCCACCCCUUCAUGGCCAUCCCUAUGCGCACGAAAAUCAUUGCUGCCGCACCCCAGCUCCCUCCCUUCCCUGCCGGGAGGGCCCUGCACUCCUCCCGCGGGGCUCCGCACGCCGCUCGGGGCGCGGAUGGGAGGGACGGAGACGUCGCGGCAUCCCCGCCGCGGCACCACGCCCUGUGCCGGGCACAGCCCGACCCCAGGCCCCGAUGCCCGCCGCGGCACCUGCCCUCCCGCCGCACGGUCGGGAGACGGGGCGGGGGCGCACGCGUCAAGCGGGAUUACGGUCGAGCAUCACCCGCCGCGCCCGCGGCACUGCCCGCUCCCGAGGCGGCGCGGCCGGAGCCUCCCCCGCAUCGCCCCGCCCAGCACCGGCCCCGCCGCCCCCGGGCACCUCGCUCGGCCCUUGCUCGCCUCUGCCCGGCCGUGGGGCUGGCGGUGCGGGAAACACCGGCGGUACCAGGCGGCGGCGCACCACAACCCCCGCCAUCGCUCCCAGCGGGCCCCCGGGAAAGGGAGUGGCCGCAGCCCAGCCCACCGGCAGGUACCGGGCAGGGUGGCGAGCGCGGGGAUCCCCGCAGCCCUGCCCCGCCACUCACCGCUGCCCACGGCGGCGCCCGCUCCUUUGUGUGCCCGCCGCGCCCCAGCACCGCCGUCUCCCGCUGCCGGGCGCCCCGCGCCCCCUCCCCGCCGCGCCGGGGGCGGAGGAGGACGCAGCCGAGAUCCGCGGAGGAGGCCGCUACCGCCCGCCGGUCACAUGCAGCGGGAAGGCGCAGCGCAGGCUCCCGGCGGCUCCCCGGGAGCCCGGCCGGCAGCGUCCGAGGCGAGCUCGGGGGUGAAGAUGGCGACCUCGGCGGCGGGGGAGGGAAUCCCCAGGCCGGCCCGCUCCGCUCCGCGCUGCCGGCUGGGCUGGGCGCGCCGGGGAGGGGAGGGGUUAAAGAGCGGCUGCCGCUGCCCGUCAGCGCUAUCGCUGUGCCGCCCGCUCCUCCUCCGCCGCCUCCGCCAGCGCCGCAGCGCUCCCUGCCCGCCCCGCUGCGCUCCGCUGCCAUCGCCCGGGGCUCGCUACCCACCGCAGCGGGACCCCAGCGCUGACCCUUCCCUAGCCAAAAUGUGCUGGCAUGGCCACGGCCUUAAGGAGUAGCGGAAAGCAGGUCACGAAAGCUGGUGUGCUUGUGGUCGGACAAGGAAAUGAGAAGGGGAUUUGUCUUCUGAGCCCCAGCUGUUGACUGCGGCACGUCCACUCGGCGUGUCGGUAAAAUUUCAGCGUCCUACAUCCCCCGUUCCUCCGGCAGUCACUUCAGUUGCUCGCAGAGAGGUGGGUAAAAGAGGAAGCUGCUGAGGAUGUUCACUUUCCACAAUUUCUUCUAAUUGGUUCUUCUCUAUGAACAAGCCAGGAAAUGAGACUCCACGAACAAUAGCAUUUUUUACACUUGCAAGAACCCUGAUGGCCAUUACCUCAGUCUGGCCGUGACCUUGCAACUUGAAUGACUUAGUGGAAGAUAUACCACUCUCUUCAGUGAGAACAGUUUUUUCACCUGGAUAUUCAUAUUCAUGAGAAGAAAACAACCGCCCUCAGCAUCUGAACAGUGACUGUAAGCCUGAAGCCUAUGCUUUGAACUUGCAACUGGGAUGUCAGACGGUGAUGAGUAGAGGUGUUUAUUUCAUGUCCACAGUACUGGUUAAAAGAGGUGGGGCUCACAACAGAACUAGUUGAUGUGCUUGGAAAACCGUGCUUAGUUUUUCCUAUAAUAAGAAUCCCACUAUCUGCUAGCAGAGUUGUGAGUCUUUCAGAAAACUCUCAGGUCAAGCCAGAAUAUAUAAGUCACCUCAAAAAUUAAAUUCAGCU
Molecule: messenger RNA, 2055 nt
Organism: Haemorhous mexicanus (house finch)
Lineage: Eukaryota; Metazoa; Chordata; Aves; Passeriformes; Fringillidae
Product: nascent polypeptide-associated complex subunit alpha, muscle-specific form-like
Exons: 7
Coding region: 1-1350 (449 amino acids)
Source: RefSeq, a predicted model, not a curated record